This is a messenger RNA of Cutaneotrichosporon oleaginosum, 963 nucleotides long. The record is from RefSeq and is a predicted model, not a curated record. NCBI's taxonomy places the organism in Eukaryota, Fungi, Basidiomycota, Tremellomycetes, Trichosporonales, Trichosporonaceae.
AUGAACGAUAGCCUCGAAGUUAUCCCGACGCCUUCGCGGCUUUUGGGUUUGGAGUGCUUCAAGGCCGGCAAUCUGUGGACACCCCCGGGCAAUCGCGGCGUGUUCGGAGGACAGGUUAUUGCCCAGGCUCUCAUGGCCGCAAUCAAAACUGUUGAGGGGCUAGAGCUGCAUUCUACACACGCAUAUUUCCUGCUGCCGUGCGACUCGCGGAAGUCAGUCACGUAUGCCGUUGAACGGCUACGAGAAGGCAAGAGCUACUCGACUCGACUUGUGCACGCGAUCCAGAACUCGGAGACAAUCUUCACUCUCACGGCGUCGUUCUCGCGACCUCCAGACCCUACAGGAGGCAAGCGUUGGCAGCGCGACUUCCCGGAGAACGUACGGAGCUAUGAGGAGUCAUACGAGGACCGUUGGGCGGACCACAUCAACAACAUGACCAGGAGCUCUCCGACGGCAACUGACUAUGAAAGAGUCGCAGACACGGAGGAGAACAAGGCCGCUUUCCUCGCUAGCAACGAUCGCGUGAUGACUGCCGUUAGCGGGCGGCCCCAGGAUGGCCCCUACUUCUCGCAACGUGCGAUCUGGCUUUCCCCUCACCUCGAUGGGCGACCCAUGACGCCUAACGAGGUUCGCGCCAUGAUCGGCUACAUGACCGACUCGCAGGCGAUUGCGACACCGGGCCGGACAAUCGGGCUGAGCGCCACUUCCAACCCCCGACUCGGCAUGGUUGCUACAAUCGAUCACACGAUUCAUUUUUACCCCCUCCCACCUGACUACGAUGGCUCCCAACCUCUCCUGCAUAUAAUGGAGGCUCAAGUUGUCGACCUUGCGUCUGGCCGCGGACAGAUGGUCGGCCGGGUUUACACGCAGAGCGGAGUGCUCAUUGCCACGACUAGCCAGGAGGGAGUUGUGAGGGCCCGGAAAGAAGGUGUCAAGCCGCGAAGGGAGGCCGCCAGGCUGUAG